Molecule: messenger RNA, 2965 nt
Organism: Cannabis sativa
Lineage: Eukaryota; Viridiplantae; Streptophyta; Magnoliopsida; Rosales; Cannabaceae
Product: putative disease resistance protein RGA1
Exons: 1
Coding region: 140-1399 (419 amino acids)
Biological process (GO): defense response to fungus
Molecular function (GO): ADP binding
Source: RefSeq, a predicted model, not a curated record
AAUGUUAUGAUUAAGGCAAUAUAUUAGUUAGUGCAGUCCAGCUUAGCUUGUGAAUGAGAAAGACUCAAGUCAACAAGUGAAAAGCAUACAACUUUAUUCUGCUCUCUCUGCUCUCUACUGCUUCAAUUUCUCAUCUCUCAUGGCAGAUCUAGCUUACAUCAUAGCUGGAAAUGUCUUGGACAAACUGGGUUCUCUUGCUUAUCAAGAGGUUAGCUUGGCAUGGGGAAUGAAACAAGAUCUUGACAAGCUUAAGCUAAUCACAUUAGCACUCCAAGAUGUGCUCCUGGAUGCUGAAACUAAGCAAGAAAAGAAUCCACAGCUCAAAAACUGGCUCUGUCACCUUAAGGAUGUGUUCCAUGAGACAGUGGAUGUGCUCGAUGAAUUUGAGUGUGAGUUACUCAGGAGACAAGUUGUCAAACAAUAUGGAUCUUCUGGUAGAAAGGUAUGCCGUUUCUUUUCAUGGUCCAAGCCUCUUGUUUAUUAUUUUAGUGUUGCUCAUCGAGUUAAAGAGAUCAGACAACAAUUAGAUGAGAUUGUUAGGAAUAUGGAAAAGUUUCAUUUGAUCAAAACUCAGCUGAAUAUGGAUCAAAACCCUCCAAAGCAUGACAAUAGGGAGAUGAUGACUUACUCUUUUGUUAACCCUUCAGAUGUUAUUGGUAGAGAUCGUGAAAAAGAGGAGAUGAUGGGUAUGGUAUUAAAGGAGCAAGCUAAAGAAAGUAAGAAUCAAAUAAUAGAUGUUAUAUCUGUAAUUGGGAUGGGAGGUUUAGGGAAGACCACACUUAUCAAAUCAAUAUACAAUGAUGAUGCAAUUAAAGAAAAGUUUGAUUUGAGGAUUUGGGUUUGUGUGUCUCUAGAUUUCAAUGUCACUAGAUUAGUGAAAGAUAUUAUUAUGAGUGCAACUGAUAAGAAGGCUGAGAUUACUAACUUGACUAAUUUAGAUCAGUUGCAAAGAUCUUUGAGUCAGAUUUUGAUGAAUAAAAAGUUUCUACUUGCGUUGGAUGAUGCAUGGAAUGAGGAUCCUUUAAAGUGGCAUGAAUUUGCAGAGUUGUUAUUUGUGGGUUCUAAGAAAAGUAAAAUUAUAGUGACAACACGAAGUAGUAAAGUUGCUUCCAUCGUGGAUGGAACAAAACCUUAUGAAUUGGAGGGCCUACCUAAGAAGGAUUCAUUGUCUCAAUUUUUCAAGUAUGCAUUUCGAGGUGAGGAAGAAGCAUCAAAAUAUCCUGAACUCCAACAAAUUGGUAAAAAAAUUGUGAAGAAGUGUAGAGGGGUUCCUUUGGCACUGAAUGCCUUGGGAAGUCUACUUCGGUUGAAGACUGAAGCUCGUGAGUGGAAAAUUUCCAGAGACAGCAAAAUUUGGGAGUUGGAACGUAAGCAAGGUCAUAUUUUGCCUGCAUUGUGAUUGAGUUACAAUGCAAAUGUCUCCAUCUUUGAAACAAUGUUUUGCUUAUUGCUCAACUUUCAAAGAGGAUAUUUUGAUGUCAAGCUUUGAUUUGAUUAGUAUUAUGAUGGUACUUGGAAUCCUUCAUUCACCUAACAAAAAAGUUGAGUUGGAAGAUAUUGGUAGAUCAUACUUCCUAGAGUUGUGGGGCACGUCUUUCUUUCAAGCUAAUGAUUUUAGUGAUGAUGAUUUUAAAAUCAACCAAAAUUUUAGAGUGCAUGAUUUAAUUCACAAUCUUGCAUGCUCAAUCACUCAAAGAGAGUGCUCUAUUGUAAGUUCUAACAGUGGAGAGAUUUCUGAUAGUAUAAGAUAUUUAAGAAUUGUUAUCAAUGAGAACAACUUAACAAAGUUGAGUAAGUAAAAGAAAUUGAGGAGUAUUCAUAUUGAGUGUACCGGAGAUGAGAAUGAUGAAGUUGUGCGGUUAUUCCUUUCUACAUGCAUCUCAAGAUUCAAGAACUUGCGGGUGUUUGAUUUGGUUGGUUUAUCUUUUAAGGUCCUACCUAGUUCGAUUGGAGCCAUGAAGCAAUUGAGAUAUCUUGACUUGACCAAUAAUGAAAAGCUAAAGAGACUCCCCGAUUCAAUUUGUAAGCUGCAAAGUUUGCAAAAUCUGUCUUUUUGGAUGUGAGGAGCUUGAAGAAUUACCAAUGGAAAUAUGUAAUUUAGAAAGCCUAAGGGUUCUUGGAUUAACCACAAAGCAAAGCUUUUUGGCAGAUGGUGGAAUUGGACGCUUAAAGUCUCUUCGUUUCUUGGGUUUUAAGGGAUGUGAAAAUUUGAAAGCCUUGCCACAUGACUUGAGAAAUUGUACUACAUUACGUGUUCUAUUAAUACUUAAUUGUAAAGAACUCGAGUUGGCAAGUGAAUUUGUUAAUGAAGAUGUUCAGCUGAGCCUUCAGACAUUUGCGAUUGAUGAGUUACCAAAGACAACGGAUCUGCCCCAAUGGCUGCAACAAGCUGCUAAGACCCUACAAUAUCUACAUAUUGAAGAUUGUUCCGAAUUAGCUACAUUGCCCGAGUGACUGCCAAAACUCAUGUCACUUGAGAAGCUUGUGAUUAGGGAUUGCCCAAAAUUAUUGACUCUACCAGAGGGGAUGGAAGGCCUCACCUCCCUCACACAUUUGCUGAUUGAAGAUUGUGAUGCACUAUAGAAAAGAUGCAAACAAGGACAAGGGAAGGAUUGGCAAAAGAUUGCUCAUAUUCCUAACCUUUCUAUUGAUGAUUAUGAUGGUGAUGAUGAUGAGAAGGAGAAGGUACACUUCUAGUUUUAAUUAGUCACAUUUAUUACUGAUCACAGUCACAUGUUAAAUUUUUAUAUAUGAAGACUCAUAAAAGUAUAUGAAAUAAUUUAGGCAAAAUAAGUCAUUUCAAUAAUAACAUUUGGCUUAAACCUAUCACAUGGAUCAUUUUGUCAAGUAUUCAUGAUGGUGUAUUCUAAUAAAAUAAUGGUACUAAUGUUUGUUGCAAUCUUAAUUUUUUAGGAAAAAUCAUUAAAAAAGUUUCUAUAUUUAUAAUAGAGAGGAAAUAUUACUU